Aegilops tauschii subsp. strangulata is the source of this 369-nucleotide messenger RNA. NCBI's taxonomy places the organism in Eukaryota, Viridiplantae, Streptophyta, Magnoliopsida, Poales, Poaceae. The record is from RefSeq and is a predicted model, not a curated record.
AUGGGGAAGGAGAGGACGGUGGCUUUGGAGCGCGCAAAAAAGGCGACGGCGAAGGCCUUCACUGAUAUGUACUCGAUGCCUAAUGGAGAACAGGAACAGGACCCUGAAGGGGAGGCGAGUGCGGACGAGAGCAGUGAAUGGCAUUCUGACGGAGGAGAGGACGAGGAGAGCGACGACUCAAGUGAUGGUGAGGAAGUCGACUCGCCUCCUCGCAACGAAAGUGCUGCUACCUCUGGAACUUCUGCUUACAAGAAUGAGGACGAGGAGAUGGAAGAUGCGGUUACUUCAACCCCAGAUGACGACGAGGACGUGCCGCUGAGGCCUUCAGGAAGAAGGAACAGGAAGACGUGGACUGGAAAGACGCCUUAG